CGCAGACGGAGCGUGCUGACCAGAGGGGGAGGUGGCCGGGUGCUUCUCCCGCGUCCGCCAUUUUGUUGCUGUGGCUGUUGGGAACGGGCUGGGCAAAACCGCCCCGGAGGCGCGACUCUCCCUGGAGUUUAGUGCUUGGAGUGGCGGCGGAGGUCGGUGCAGAGCCGUAGGGGCGCGAGGCCGGCGCGUUCCAGGCCAGAAGUGACUGGAGCGCACCCCUGGUACGCUGGGCAGCCCGAGACCCCGGGGCGGCCUCCGCUGCGGCUCGGCUUCGCCCGCCCCGACCCCGGGCUCUGCCCCGCAUUCCCCGAGCCGGCUCCCUCCGUGAGGCGACCCCGGAGCAGGCGGGCGGCGGCGGCGGGGGAUGCUGCGGGCCCGGAGCCGAGAGGAAGGUGCUGGCUCGGCCUUGUAAGCGCGCCUCGAGGUGUGUCGAGGCCCUUCUUCGGCCCCAAAGCCGUUUGUCGGGCAGAGGCGACCAGAGCAGGCGAGAGCAGCCGCGCCCCGACCCGCCGCAGGGCCCCGUUCCGACACCAUGUCCUCCGCCAGGUUCGACUCCUCAGACCGCUCCGCCUGGUACAUGGGGCCGGUGUCGCGCCAAGAGGCACAGACCCGGCUCCAAGGUCAGCGCCACGGCGUGUUCCUGGUCCGCGACUCCUCCACCUGCCCCGGGGACUAUGUGCUGUCCGUGUCCGAGAACUCGCGGGUCUCCCACUACAUCAUCAACUCGCUGCCCAACCGCCGUUUUAAGAUCGGGGACCAGGAGUUUGACCACUUGCCCGCCCUGCUGGAGUUCUACAAGAUCCAUUACCUGGACACCACCACCCUCAUCGAGCCCGCGCCCAGGUAUCCGAGCCUGCCAGUGGGGUCUGUAUCAGCACCCAACCUGCCUACGGCAGAAGAAAAUCUGGAGUAUGUACGGACUCUCUAUGAUUUUCCUGGGAAUGAUGCCGAAGACCUGCCCUUUAAGAAGGGUGAGAUCCUGGUGAUAAUAGAGAAGCCUGAAGAACAGUGGUGGAGUGCCCGGAACAAGGAUGGUCGGGUUGGGAUGAUUCCUGUCCCUUAUGUUGAAAAGCUUGUGAGAUCCUCACCACACGGAAAGCAUGGAAAUAGGAAUUCCAACAGUUAUGGGAUCCCAGAACCUGCUCAUGCGUAUGCUCAACCUCAGACCACAACUCCUCUACCUGCAGUUUCCGGUACUCCUGGGGCAGCGAUCAACCCUUUGCCAUCCACACAGAAUGGACCUGUCUUUGCAAAAGCAAUCCAGAAAAGAGUACCCUGUGCUUACGACAAGACUGCCUUGGCAUUAGAGGUUGGUGACAUUGUGAAAGUCACAAGGAUGAAUAUAAAUGGCCAGUGGGAAGGGGAAGUGAAUGGGCGCAAAGGGCUUUUCCCCUUUACGCACGUCAAAAUCAUUGACCCUCAAAACCCGGAUGAAAAUGAGUGAUUGCUGUUGCCCUGUUUCCUGCUGCUUCGUUGUUCUGCCUGUCAUAGUCUCCUUUGAAGUGGGAAAGCAUCCUCUCUCAUAGGCAAGUUACACUGCGUUGCUGACGUCCAGCUUUCUGCAGACUGACGGUCUCUCAUACACAUUUGGAAUGCACACAGUGGCUGCCUCGGCAUUUGUAUCAUAGUCGUAUUGUCAAAGAGUAGCCAAUUUUAGAGUUCUUUUGGAUCAUAAACUGGAAAUACUGGUGGAAGCACACAAGUGGAGAGAAGUUGACAAGGAAGGGGUCUGUCUUCUCAUCACUGCCCUGUUUGUACUUGUGACUGAUUUUGUCAUGUUCUUCAGAGAAAGCUUGAGGCUGUGGUGAGACAUUGCACGUUGCUAUUCCACAAAGCAGUGGCUCCGUCGCCAUUUUGUUUUUCCUUUGAAGAACAGAGGAAAUAAACCUUAAAGAAGAGGGAAUUCUGUCCUAACUCCCCAAAUCUGGCUUUUCUUUUUUUCUUUUGAUUUGGUUUGGUUUUGGAAGACUUAACUAAUAAGACUUGUGUGUUCUGAACAAACUUUUUAAGUAGGUUGGAUUUUUGUGAUAAUACAAGGAAUGACACGUGCCUCUGAGCUUCUAAACUGAAGCUUCUGUAACUAAAGGAAUAU
Ceratotherium simum simum (southern white rhinoceros) is the source of this 2092-nucleotide messenger RNA. RefSeq names its product CRK like proto-oncogene, adaptor protein (gene CRKL). Gene Ontology annotation, cellular component: cytoplasm. Lineage: Eukaryota; Metazoa; Chordata; Mammalia; Perissodactyla; Rhinocerotidae. Gene Ontology annotation, molecular function: signaling adaptor activity; receptor tyrosine kinase binding. Gene Ontology annotation, biological process: cell migration; positive regulation of ERK1 and ERK2 cascade; enzyme-linked receptor protein signaling pathway. The record is from RefSeq and is a predicted model, not a curated record.